UCUCUCAUCGCCUCCACUCUCUCUUUCUUCUUUUGCAACCAAAUCUUCCACAACCCAAAACACCUUGUUUUGAACAUUUCAAGCGAACAGUUUCUCAAAUUCUUUCUCGUUUUAUUGUUAUUGUUUUGUGAAUUUUGAGUGAUGGAUUUCCACAGCCUUUCAAGAAAGGAGCUCCAGGCUCUCUGCAAGAAUAACAAGAUUCCAGCCAACAUGACCAACGUAGCCAUGGCUGAUGCUCUCGAGGCUCUUCAACAUGUCGAAGGGCUCGAAGAAUUCUUGAAUCCAUCCGAUUCCGAUCUCUCAAAACCUGCGGAGGAAACUCUGAUCGGAUCGCCAGAUAUUCCUCGCACUGCCUGCAGAACCUCGACUCGCAGAAAACCCAUCCAAGAAGAACCUAAAAGCACACAACCCUUGACUCGCACUCGUCGCGGGACAAGAGGAAGAACCGCCGAAGACAUCGAUCAAGAAAACAAAGAUGUCAAUGUGCCUACAACCCCGGCGGUGGCGAGCGGCCGCAGAAGAGCACCGGCAGCUUCGGCUCGCAGAAACAUUGAGACCCAGAUGAGGGAAGAUGAAGAGGAUGGGAAGAAUGAGGCUAAAGGAAGGAGUGCCGUGCCAAGCAGCCGGGGACGACCCCCAGUCGCUUCGGCUCGCAGGAAGCUGGAGACACAAAAGGAGGAGAAUUCAGUGCAGGGAGUGUAUAGUACGAGGCGGUCGGUGAGGUUGUUGGAGAACAAAAUGGCUAAGUUGUGCAUGAUGAAGAAUGGAAGCGCAGAAGCUGUAAACAUGGAUCGUGACUUGUUUGAAGAGAUGGCUAAUAGUUCGGAGAGAUCCGAGGUUUCAGUUGAAGUUGAAAAGAAUAUCCAUGGAACUAAUACGCAGACAAUAUCAGAAGUGGGUUCAGAUAAAACCGAUGAUUCCGAAGUUGCAUCGGAUCCAAAAACAUUUGGGUCUCUUGAGAUUGAGAGAGAAUUGAAAGUUGGCGUUAAAGAUAAGGACAAGAGUGAUGAUGGGUAUGAAUUAAAUGUUUUCAAGUCAGAGGCAGUAGGUGAUGAAGCCCAUGAUGAGGGAUCUGACGAGUCAGAUGUAAUUUCAAGUGAAAAAUUUGAGAAAUCAAUAGAUGUGGAUGAUGAAACUGUAGAGAAGGGACCUGCUGAUGUUUCAGUUACUGUGCAAGAAGAUUCUUUGGCAAUUAAAGCUUCCACUGAUGUUUUUGCUGAGGUUAAGGACCAUGUUGUUGCUUCUCAAUCUUUGCUGCCAGAACAUGGUAGUAUUGAUUGCGAUAGUGUAGAAGAAUCUCUUGAGCCCAAUUUACAGAGUCAGAGUUCCUCCCAUGUUCAAGAUGAGAACCCACAAGAUAAAUGUCAAAACCUGGCAAGCAAAGAUUCUCACAUCAAUGUGGUGGUGGAUGAUGACCUUGGCAGUCAUGAUUCUGAAUCGGAAUACACCACUGAAGGGGAGUCUGAUGAAGAAAAUGCGUCAGAUGCAAAUUCAUCUGACUGUGAAGAAAACAUCAGUGAUGAUGAUGCAGAAAUAGAAGAAAAGGAUCCAGAGGCUCCAGUUCUUCCUGAAUACCAGAUGGUUGGCGAUACUGCUAUUGACAACGAUUCAGGUUCUGAAAUCUUUAUUGCUGAACACUCGGCAAUAGAGUCUGUUGACUUUGCUGAAAAAGAAAGCCCGAGUGAUGAUGACUAUGUUAUGGAUGAUGGGAUUCCAAAAUUUAAGAAGAAUAUGAGUCCAGGUCUCGUAAUUUCUGACAGUGAAGUCACAUUAUCAACCGUGGCAACAAAUUCCUUAUCUGGGGAUCCAAUGGCCAAGGUGCAAGAAAGCAGUAAAUCUGAAUCUUUGGUUGAUGUCUGUGUAAUGCCAGCACUUGAAUGCCCUCCAUCUCUGGACAAGACUCCAAUUUCUGACAGCAAAGUCAUCUGCGAAAUUCCAUCUCAACCAUUUGCAGCUGACCAGAUCUCGGGCCAGUUUCCUCGUCCAACUCAGUUGACACAAAAAAAAUCUUCAGCUAUAAAACAAUCGAUUCAGAAGAUCACUGAUGUUUCAGACGAUGAUGAUGAAGACCUUGACAACGGUAAUGGGAAAGUGGAGCUCGAAAAGGAUAAGACAAAGCAAGAUGAGAACACAGUUGAUGGGGAUAGCAUACUGGAAAUCUACACAGGAAUGAUGAGUUCAGUUGAUGGGGAUGGCAUGCUGCCCGCAAUGUUCGCAGAAAUGAGUUUAAGGCAGCUCAAGAAGAAGGUGAAGGAAUGCCAAAUUACACAAAAUAGAAAGAAAAAUAACGAUAAAAGUGCCCCUAAUGAACAGGUGGGGAAGAAAAGAGUUGCCUUGAAACCAUUGCGAGAGAACAGUAUGGAGGAAAAUGAAAUACCUUUAUGCUGAAGGGGAGAAGUGUUUUAAGAGAAUGAAACUAUUCUUGGGUAUUGUUUCUUUUAUCCAAAUUCCGGUUGAGAGGGCCAAUGAUGGGAGGAGGGUUUAAACCUUGGUUUGCCGUUUUUGUUCCUUUUUUUCCUGCACAAGUUUUGUAAUAAUGUUGGCUCACCCAAUGUUUUGUUGAUGGUGGGUUAUGAAAGGAUCAAUCAUGCUUAUCAAUAAAUACUAUGAGCACAGUUUUGUCA
Alnus glutinosa is the source of this 2624-nucleotide messenger RNA. RefSeq lists its product as uncharacterized. The transcript has 5 exons. NCBI's taxonomy places the organism in Eukaryota, Viridiplantae, Streptophyta, Magnoliopsida, Fagales, Betulaceae. Bases 142 to 2388 code for a protein of 748 amino acids. The record is from RefSeq and is a predicted model, not a curated record.